Molecule: messenger RNA, 1044 nt
Organism: Rotaria sordida
Lineage: Eukaryota; Metazoa; Rotifera; Eurotatoria; Philodinida; Philodinidae
Source: the annotation of a GenBank genome assembly
AUGAAUCCUAAACAAACACAAUUACUUGUUCAAUAUGUAUUUAAUUUAGCUAAAUAUGAUACUAAUUAUGAUACACGUGAUAAAGCAAGGCUUCUUCGAACUUUAUUUUUUCACUCAGAAAAAUCUCCAUCAGUAAGUAGAAAUGCAAAAAAGAUUUUAUUAACACCUAAAUCAGCACCAAUACUCGAAUCAAUUCUUCGAGGUCAAGAACAGUAUACAAUAGGUAUAUUAUCAUAUGUUAUUGUUCAAAAAGCUGCAAGUUAUCAAGAUUUAUCGGAUUUUCCAGUUGAACCACCAGAUCCAACUAAAUCUUGUGCAAAUGCUGGAAUAGCAGCAGGAGGAAAAAAGAAAAAUCGCACAGACGAAGAAUUUUAUUCAGAUGAAGAAGGAGAAUUCGAAGAAGAGGAAGAAGAAGAAAAACCAACAGAUAAUAUAAAUGAGACAGAUGAAUAUGAACAAUUAGAUACUCUUUUACCAAAUAUUAUUGAUAAUCAACCUGAGAUGAAAUCAUUUCUUGGUGCAACUUCAACAUCAACACCAACUAUUCAACAAACAAAUAAAACAAAUACAUUAGAUGAUUUAAAUAGUUUACAAUCAUCACCUGUUAAUUAUUAUCAACAAUAUGAUUGUUUUAAUCGUAUAACAGGUCAAGGUUCACAAAUUCAGUAUCAUUUUUCAGGUACAUCAUUUCGACUUGCACCAAAUAUGGUUCAUGUUGAAUUAAUUUCUACAAAUACAACAACAAAUCGAGAUAUUUAUUCAAUUAAAUUCUUAAAAUCCAAAUCCGAUGUGAAUAUCGAAGAAUUUAAUGAAAUCGAUAUAUUACCAAGCGAUGCAACAAUAAUAUCAUCAAUUGCUUUAUUUGAUAUAUCAUUUGAUGGUAAACAAUUGUCAAGUCCAUUAUCAAUAUUAUGUCAUGUUGGUGAAUUAAUUGAACAAAAACUUUUAAGUGAACAAGAAUUUAAUCAAAAUUUAGCUCGUCUUCGUGGUAUGAACGAAAUAAUUGAUAGUGUUAAAUUAAGUGAAAUACAAAAAAACAAUUAA